AUGGAAACAAAUUUAAAUGAAAAUAUUAAUCUUUCAAAAUGGACAGAACAAUUAAAUACGCUUCGAAAAGAUUUAUCGAAUCUGUCAACAUAUAUUCAUUUAGAAAAUGACAAAAAUCAAUCACCUAUACAUUUAAUUAAACUGUCUCAUAAAAAUAAUAAUCAAACAGAACAAAUCAAUGAUAAAACAGAUAGCGAACUGAUAAUAAAUGUACCUGGUACUGAACCAUUAACAUUAGAUAUGUUACGUAAUGCAACAUUGACUGAACAAAAACAAUUUUUAGGCGAACGACUUUUUGUACUUGUUCAACAGAUUGAACCAACUUUAGCUGCAAAAAUUACGGGAAUGUUUAUUGAAUUAGACACAAAAUAUAUUUUAACAUUGAUUAAAUCACAGAAAGUUCCAACAUUAAAUCUUUUACAAUCAGAUAAAUCAUUAUUAACUACUAAUCAAUGGACACUGCUGACGAAUUUAUUUUAUUGUUAUGAUGAAUCUCAACUUUUCCAAUGCAGUCAACGUUUUACAGAUGCACACAAUGAUUUACAAUCAAAUUAUGUGAUUUCUCCAGCACUUGUAGAUGACUUAGUAGUAGCUAUUUACAACACAGUGAAAUCAUAUCUUUGUUCCAAUGAUGAUAUUCGUAAAUUAUCAUUUAAUGAUCGUUCGAUGAUACUAUGUAGUGCUAGUAACAAUAUGUCCUGCAUAAGUGGUGGAUUUAUUCUCUCCUAUUGUUACUUAUAUGGUCUCGAUGCUUUCUUAAAUGCUGUAAAUAAGAAGUUUGGCAAAUCUUUAAUAAAUAUUCCAUCUUCGACAAGAAAAUACGUUGAUCCAGAUAUUGUAGUGGCUACAUUAUCAAUAUCAUUAUUCGCUUUAUCUGAAAAUACUUGUUAUUAUUAUUCAAAUAUCUCAAAAGAUUUAACAAAUCCUCUUAAUAUUUUAGAAAUUCAAAAUAAAUAUGCAGAAGUAAGAUGGAAAUAUCUUCUAUACAAAUAUGGUCAUUAUGAGGCUGUAAAAUGA
Messenger RNA from Rotaria sp. Silwood2, 1017 nucleotides. NCBI's taxonomy places the organism in Eukaryota, Metazoa, Rotifera, Eurotatoria, Philodinida, Philodinidae. The record is from the annotation of a GenBank genome assembly.